Priapulus caudatus is the source of this 2607-nucleotide messenger RNA. RefSeq names its product myosin light chain kinase 2, skeletal/cardiac muscle-like. The record is from RefSeq and is a predicted model, not a curated record. Gene Ontology annotation, biological process: protein phosphorylation; intracellular signal transduction; positive regulation of apoptotic process. Gene Ontology annotation, molecular function: ATP binding; protein serine/threonine kinase activity. Gene Ontology annotation, cellular component: nucleus. Bases 402 to 1400 code for a protein of 332 amino acids. Lineage: Eukaryota; Metazoa; Priapulida; Priapulimorpha; Priapulimorphida; Priapulidae. The transcript has 10 exons.
CGCUGGCUGGCCCGCCCGCCCGACAUCCUAGCUUCCCGCGUGCGCGCUCUCUCGCUCGCUCUCUCGGUAAAUGAACGCGGGAAGCCGUGACAGCAGUUGUGAGCGGUGGCAUGCCGAGAGCAAGUUCGUCUGCGCGUACGACGUCGUAGUGUCGUAGUCCUGCGGAGAAUUUUCGCGUUCGGGGCGAAAGUGUUGUUACUUGAUCAGUUCUCAACGCUUAACUCUGAAAGAAAGGGGGGAUCGUUCAACGACGUCAAUGGAGACGAGAUAAACGGCAGCUCGAGGACCCCUUAGGAUAUACCCACACGCACACGCUCGCGCAGCAAGCGGGCACCGCGGGAACCGCACGGGUUGCAAACAACCCCGGAACAACUGUUUGUUACUCGGACACAGACGUACCCAUGAGCAUCGUGGUGGACGAAUCGGAGCCCGUGGGAGAACUCGUGGCCCCGUUUGAGCCGAGAAAUAUAUCUUGGCGUUACAAGGAAAAGGUAUCCAGCCUUUACCAAGUGUUUGACGAGGAGCUAGGUAGGGGCAAGUUCGGCGCCGUGUACCGAUGCAAAGAGAAGAAAAAUGGCCGAAUCCUCGCAGCGAAGUACAUCAAGACGGCGCGGCCUGCCGAUAAGAAGGAGGUGGAGAACGAGGUGGCCCUCAUGCAGGAGCUGCAGCAUCCGCGGCUGCUGCAGCUGUAUGACGCCUUCGAUACGGGCUCCGAGAUGAUACUCAUCAUGGAACUGAUCACGGGUGGCGAGCUGUUUGAGAGAGUGAUCGACGAAGAGUUCCUACUGACAGAGAAAGCCUGCGUCAUUUUCCUGCGGCAGAUCUGCGAGGGCGUCUCCUUUAUGCACUCUGUCAACAUCAUUCAUCUCGACAUGAAGCCGGAGAAUAUCCUGUGUGUGACGCGGGCCGGAAAUCGCAUUAAAUUAAUCGAUUUCGGGCUGGCCCGGAAGUUUGACCCCAACGAUACCGUCAAAGCGUUGUUUGGAACGCCGGAGUUCGUUGCACCGGAAGUGAUCAACUACGAUCGGAUUAGCCCCCUGACGGACAUGUGGAGCGUCGGAGUGAUCACGUACAUCCUGUUGUCCGGUUUGUCACCGUUCAUGGGCGACAACGACGGGGAGACGUUCGGCAACAUAUCCAUGGUGGAAUACGACUUCGAUGACGAGUCAUUCGACGAAGUGUCGGACGACGCCAGAGACUUCAUCGACAAACUUCUAGUCCUAAACCAAAACAAACGAAUGUCAGCCAAGGAGGCCUUGAGACAUCGCUGGUUAGAGAAGGAAGAAGUGCGGGACACGAAACUCGACAAGAAGAAGCUGAAGAAGUACGUGAUAAAGAGACGCUGGCACAAGGCCACCAACGCCAUUCUCGCGUUACGAAGAAUGGGCGCCAACAUCUAACUCCAGCGUCGCAGACGACUCUACAUUCAAACCCGAAUGAGCGCCCUCUAUACUCCUGACGUUCUAUUUCCGCACAGUAGCAGACCAACGAACUGCUGGCGUCCGCGGGGGGAGGCGCCUUUUCACCAAUGCGUCGUCUGCUUGGACGGUUGUGACGUGUCGGGCUACGGCGACGUUUAUGGGAGGUUUUGAUCUCGUUUUUGGUUUGUCGCUGCGAACAUUUCCGAUGUUGGAACAACAGGGGUAUUAUGACUAGCAGACGAGAGGACUGUCUGCCAUCACUGCGUCACUCCGACGCCAUUAGUGCGUCAUUUCGGCGCCAUUACUGAGUCACUACAGUUACCAUAUUUCUACCAUCGAGGCUGGUUUAUCGAGUACCCGGAUGCCUUUUCCCUCCAUUUGAGAUCACUGCGAGUAGUUUAUGUGGGAUGAGAUCGCUGUCAUGUAUAGUCAUUUUAAGAGAUCUCCUCUCGCUAUAUACGUUUUUAUCUAUAUAUUAUCUAUGUGUAAUUUAUUCGUUAUUUAAUUGUUCUUAUGAAGACUGCUGACGUGUAAACGUAGUUUUGUGCUGUCGUAUGGAGGUUUUACCGAUAACACAUUAUCUCUAUUAGCUAAGACUUCUCGCCGCAAAAGCCGACUGUGCUCUUGGCCAUGGCACACAGCAUCAAGCACAUAUAUAAAUUCGGCAAGUCUAAUAAGAUGAAUAUAUUACGCAAUCGGUCAUUACCAAUCAGGAAUGUUCACUUCUAGUCACGUAUAAGCGCUACCGGCCGGUAUAUCAUUUUGUAGUGAAAUCUGAUGCAUGAAAGUCGAAAGCACUCGUUCCUUACAUUUCCAUCAAUAACGAUGCCAGCUGCAGUACCAUUUUUGGCACGAAAUUCAAUGUGCCGCCACCUAGUGGCAAAUAAAAUCGUAUUUAUUUCUUAUGAAUAAACCGGCAGGACCUAUAAUAUAAGCAAUAUGCUUCGCCAUCUGACAGCACCCUGCAGCAGGCAAAUCAGAAGUGACGGCCCCUUGCGUGUUUAUAUAAAGUUAAACUUUGUUUAGUAAGCUGAAGGCAGUUAGCUUUACCACGAGAAUCGUAAUGUAACGUGACGUGUGUCUGUGUGUGUGUUUGCUGUUAAACACACACCACGUGCCUGCGCGCGCGCGUGUGUGUAUGUGUGCCUUGGUAUGAUAAACGAAAUAUACAGUUAUAAAUAUUCUA